UUAAAUCCUAGAGACGUAGUUUGAGGUUUACUAAUAAUUGUUGACCAUAUUGACUGUUGCUAUUUAUCAGAGGAAUUGACAGGUUUUGGGUACUAGGUGGCACUCUAGGUGACAGGUUGGUUGGGGUGUUGUUGUGACAGGUGCGCUACUUAGUUUGCUAAAAACAAUUGCAGUGCAGAAACUGCAAAUCUGUCUACCUGCCUGGGUGCCUGCAUGCAUUUGUCUGUCUGUUAAUUUCGGCUUUGCCACAUCAGGGUAGUUACUGACUGCAUUUUUUAACUAGACCUGAUACAAUGUGUGCUGGCCUGCUGAUGAAAUCAAGACAAUUGUACAGUAUAUUUGCGCAAAAAAUCACAACUACAGGAGCUGACAAAAUUGCCAUUAAUGAUAGCAUGCAUACAGCAUAAGUUGUAUUGUGAUGUGCUAAUUAUUUUUCUGUGUAUUUCUUCUUGACAUGGUCUGUCUGUCAACCUGUGUAUGUGUGUCUGUCUGUCUGUCUGUCUGUCUGUCUGUCUGUCUGUCUGUCUGUCUGUCUGUCUGUUUGUGUGUCUGUCUGUCUGUGUGUCUGUCUUUCUGUCUUUCUGUCUGUCUGCAAACAAGAGAAUACAUUGAUAUUGUCACCAGGACCUAUACAGCUAUGUUCUUUCUCUGUAAAGGCCGGUUACAAUUCACUGCUAGUUUAUUCGGACGUCAAGAUGACACCAAAGACUGGAAUCUCAUCAAAGUCAGCGACGGAUCGAGGGACAUUGUAUGCAGUGGUAAACACUUGAUGUGCGAAGAUGUUCCGUUCUUUCAAUUACACAGCACUUUUUAUAAAUCAUAUUUGAUCAACUUGCAUAUAAAGCGCCUUCAAACGCUGCAAAGGCGGUUUUAUCUGAGAGACAUCUGGUUUUCGAUAAUCCACUGGAAUACAAAAUUCAGUAAGAUUUUCUUGUCACUGAAGACGGUGCUCUUUCCUGUCAGUCUGCUACUUCUCGUUUGGUAUGGCUAUCACACGUUUGGUAAAGGUCGUCAGUCGUGGCUACUGGAGAGACUUGCGUUCACACUUGGAGUGUCAGUGGUUAUACUAAACUUGCCGGUUGACUGGAUUAUGCUCACAGCUGAUGCUCCUGGGUUGACACUUUGGCAUGAUCUUCGUCAAGGGUUUUUCUAUGCUGCCAUUUGCUGCUUUUGGCUUAUCUUUGUCAGUGAACAUGUUUAUGACGAGCAACCAAAUAAUUCCCUCAAGAGCUACUGGAAAUUUAUCAUCCCAAUCAUUCUUACAUGCCUGGCUACAUUAGUUUAUGGUCUCGUUGAAAGGGGUAUGCAGAUCAACAAUCCGUUUCACACUGUAUGGACAACUGAAGAUGUGAUUGGAUUACUUUGGGCUUUUCUCAUACUGAUUGGAUGUCUUGCGGGUAUUUUUGCUGUUGUACUUAUUGUUCUGAUUGCUAUGGCAGUAUUACGUAUGUGUCGACAGAGGAACAACAGUGCAAGAGACAAGACAAAGAGUUUUCGUCUUGGUUUUCUUCUUAUCGCGACUCUUGUGACCGGUCUUAUGACCAUUGGUGGCUGGAUUGCAGUGAACAUCUAUGAAUAUCAACUAAGUUCUGGCGAAACAAUGUCACUGGAAAUAUCAAGUGCGUUCCAAACGGGUGUCUACGGACUAUGGAAUUUGUAUUCAUUUGCGGUUAUGAUUUUAGUCUCACCUGCAAAGCCCAGGGAGUACGAUGAAAUUACUGACAUCCAACUGGAGCAAAGGAAAACAGAAGGGAACGACAGUAGCCGUCGUCGCCUAAUUCAUACAACAGCUCACUCGGAAUCAACCUCUAUGUAGACGCUUGACGAUGGCUCGUAGGUACAGUGCAGUAUAAUCCAUCAAAGUAGUUGUGAUUGUCUCUGAGUACAGCAGCUUGGGUAAUUCUGUAGUUUUGCACUAGGUAUUUGCGUCACAGAGAUUCUAAUAUUGUGAGCCUUGGUGAAAAGAUUUAUGGUAGAAAGGACUUAACAAAGUGCAGUUUUAGUUGACAGUUUGAGGUUCUAAUGAUAGACUAUAUAUGUGUAUGUUGUCUUGCGGCUUGAAGUAUAACUAACAAUCAUUACAAUUUAUUGCAAGACA
Messenger RNA from Corticium candelabrum, 2098 nucleotides. RefSeq names its product protein wntless homolog. Gene Ontology annotation, cellular component: endomembrane system; organelle membrane. The coding region runs from base 455 to 1816 and encodes 453 amino acids. NCBI's taxonomy places the organism in Eukaryota, Metazoa, Porifera, Homoscleromorpha, Homosclerophorida, Plakinidae. The transcript has 12 exons. Gene Ontology annotation, molecular function: Wnt-protein binding. The record is from RefSeq and is a predicted model, not a curated record. Gene Ontology annotation, biological process: intracellular protein transport; Wnt protein secretion; Wnt signaling pathway.